Molecule: messenger RNA, 1355 nt
Organism: Paramecium sonneborni
Lineage: Eukaryota; Ciliophora; Oligohymenophorea; Peniculida; Parameciidae
Source: the annotation of a GenBank genome assembly
AAUAAAUUGAUUAUAUGUAAAUUGUAUAAACUAAAACAUAUUUGGUGUAUGGAGAUUCUGGAUCAGGGAAAUCAACUUUUAUAAAUUCUUUAGGAGGAAUUGAUUAAGAUAAUUAAAAGCCAUAGACUGGAGGACUUGGAGUAGCUGUGACAAUAGAUGCAGGAAGAAUUUAUUAUUGUGAAGAUGAAAUUCUUGGAAAUUUAUAAUUGAUUGAUACAAGAGGAACCUGGGAUCCUGGUUAAAUAAAUAAUGAUUAAAUUCUAUAAAAUUUAGUUAAGACUUUAUUAGACUAUAGUGUACAUUAAAUGAGUUAAUAAGGUAAUACAUUAAAAUACUUUUAUAAGUUAAUCCAUUAUAAUAAUUAGAUGGAAUUCUAUAUAUUCAUAAUAGUUUCAUCGAUAGAUAUGCAAGAGAUACUAGGAUUACAUAAUUAGGAAUUCUAAUAGGUUGUGAUUUACAUUCUUCAACAUUGACAAUUAUGACUAGAUGUAAAGAAAUUUAAAAUACUAAUUUAAAAUACAAUUUUUAUGAGUGGAAUAAGAAAUUGCAUAAAAAUGAAUCAGAAUAUAUUCAUUGGGAUAGUGUUAAUCCUUUAGAUAAUUAGAAAUAGAAAUUAAAAGAAUUAUUAAAUAAUUUAAAACCAAUACCUUUGAGUAAUAUAAAUGAUGCAAACUAAGAGAUUAUAAAAUUAGCAAAAGAAUUAUAAUCUAAAGAUUUGAUUGAAGUUGAGGAACCUCGAAUUAGAACUAUAAUUAAACCUUAUAAAAAAGAAAAAAAUAAGAAAAAAACAACAUAUACUAAUGUUACAUUAACUAUUAAUCCUCCAAAAGGGAUUAUGAAUUAAAUUGGAAGUAAAUUAUAAUAUAUAUAUAUAAUAUUAGCAUGGGUUCCAAUUAAAGUACCAUUUUUAUCAAAUAAUGGAAAUCUUACUACAACUUCAAUAAGAAUUGAUGCAGAUUUCCCUCCAGAUUCAUUACCACCAAAACUCAUUUUAUUUUGUGAUCUUGAUAAAAAUAUUAAUGAAAUAAAAGGAUCAAAUUUAGAUAUUACUAAAUAUGAAUUUAUUAAUAAUGGAGAUUAUUAUGAUGCUAAAUUUUAAUAUAGAUGGAUUAAUCAAUAAAAUGAAGAUGCAGGAAGAAUAGAUCUAAAAAUAAAAAUGAUUAUUUAAUAUAGAUAGAUCAAAUUAAAAUAAAAAGAAGAAAAAGAAGAAUAUUUAGAAAAAGUAUUAAAACCAAGAUAUUCUGAUGAGAAAGUAUAUCUUUAUUUUUAUUAAAUAGCCAUAUAUUUAAUAAGCAAUGGAACAAUAAUUUGAAAAUUUAUAUGAUGCUAUUAAACAGAAUUUUGAAAUAUCAUGA